AUGCCCCGUCGAUUACGAUCAGAUCGCAAUCCACAGGAUACCCGCAAUAUCGAAGCGAAAGUUGACCAUGACCACCAGGAAAGCAUCCAACUCGACCAACCAGUGCGAUUCCUCGCAUCAACACCAACACCCUCCCCACUCUCUCUUCUCCGCACCUCGUCUCGCCUACCCGGCAUAACGAGCGCUGACCUCCGAAUCCUGCGCACGAAACAACGUCGUUUGCAGCGCUCCGCUGCUCUGACACUACAAGCCACUCGCGAGCUUGGCCCAUGGGCAGUCCAAGGACUAGCAUCGACACUGAUCUUCGCCCAGCACGAAGCCGGGACAGCGGUCUGCAUAGACCCGCGCGGGUGGAUGCUAACCUGCGCGCAUUGCUUCGGCGAGUCAGCACAGGAAUGGCGGGCUCACCGUCGCAAAUGGCUUCUGUGUUAUACGGGGCUAGCAGUGCAAGUUGAAUGUGUAGUUUGGGAUGCGCGCCGCGAUCUCGCUCUAGCGAGGGUAGGCUGCAUCGAAACACCCGCAGAGCUCGGUGAUAGUCGCGGCGCAGUGCCAGUGACUCCCAUUUUCGCAUAUACUCCCCUGUCCAGGUCACAGUCAACUACGGCCCCGAUUAUCUGCAUCGGACAACCCGGAGCCGACGAUCUCGAAUCCGCCGCGCCCCGCAGAACCGCGUACGAUCUCGUGGAAAUCUCCGAGGGUCGGUUAUGUGGUAUGAUCCCUGACGUGGAUCCACAGGAUAACUCUGAGAUUGGGACGCUGAAACACAAUGCGUGGACAUACUGGGGACACUCGGGCGCACCGCUGCUGCGAAGAGGAGAUGGGAGUUUGCUGGGUCUGCAUUCUUCCUGGGAUGACCACACCGCGAUGCGUCAUGGUGUGCCACUGGUUGCGAUCAAGGCAUUUCUCGAUGCACACCUCCCCAAAGACGAAGUUGACCUUCCAGGAUCUGUUGAGUCCGCUCGGAGUCUAGAAACUAAAGAACCCGAAAUCAUCGUGAUAGAUAGCUCUGAUUGA
This is a messenger RNA of Penicillium brasilianum, 1014 nucleotides long. Lineage: Eukaryota; Fungi; Ascomycota; Eurotiomycetes; Eurotiales; Aspergillaceae. The record is from the annotation of a GenBank genome assembly.